Messenger RNA from Laccaria bicolor S238N-H82, 255 nucleotides. RefSeq lists its product as uncharacterized. Bases 1 to 255 code for a protein of 84 amino acids. The transcript has 2 exons. NCBI's taxonomy places the organism in Eukaryota, Fungi, Basidiomycota, Agaricomycetes, Agaricales, Hydnangiaceae. The record is from RefSeq and is a predicted model, not a curated record.
AUGAGAAAUAUACGCCAUUUUAAUCGAUUUUCUAUUUUUCCGGUCCUAACCGAUAAGGAAACCAAGACCACAAGGAGAAGGGAUCGAAGAUGCGCCUCAUGUAAUGAUGUCAUCGCUGAAGAACAAGCAAAGCUCUUCAAGGGACAAAAUAUCGCAAGCAUCCAUGAGAAAUCAACCUUAUCAGCAGAAUGUCAGAUGAUACUCAGAAGAUGGUGCCAUCCUGUUGAGGGAGAGCAGGUGACCACUGGUCUAUAG